AUGUUUUCCUUUCUUCAAGGCGUGACCCCUCCUCGGCGUCAUACAGCCAACAUCUCUACUAUCGCCUACGAGAAUGACACUUCCUCACAAACCUUCCACGGGAACAAAGCCCCAUACUUUGUUACCCACUCCAUCCCAAACAAAAAAUCCUUUCUCAAUCCACCAACUCACCUACAUCUCUUCCAAACGGAAGACUUCCUAGUCGAAAAAGGAACAGGAAUCUUUUACCAACCCACAGCUUCCAACCCAGCCCAUCGCAAAGUAGUGAAAACAGCCGGAGAUCCUCCAGUUCAUCUCCCAGUGGGCACAUACCAUCGUUUUGAAAACGCUUCAGAUAGCGAAGAACUGGUUGUGAAAAUCCGUAUUGAUCCGCCAGGAAGCAAUACAACCAACGAAGAGCAGUUUUUCCGGAAUUUCUUGGGGUAUCUGGAGGAUUGCAGGAUUCAUGGGAGUCAGCCGAGUAUUUUUCAGCUGGAGCUGUUUUUGUACACUGUUGAUGUAUCUUUGGCGAUUCCUUGUCCCGGAUCGGACGGUGUUAAGUGGUGGGUUAGUAGGAUUGUGAUGUUCAUUUUGGGAGUGGUAAUUGGGGAGUGGAUGUUGGGGUAUAAGAGAACAUAUCCAGAGUAUUAUUCUGGGAAGAAUACUGGUUGUUGA
Molecule: messenger RNA, 654 nt
Organism: Hymenoscyphus albidus
Lineage: Eukaryota; Fungi; Ascomycota; Leotiomycetes; Helotiales; Helotiaceae
Source: the annotation of a GenBank genome assembly